CCCAGAAUGCAAUCCAUCCAAAAAGAUUCCAGCAAAUUUCGUAUGACAUGCAACUAUGAUACUGACGGCGUUGUCUUUCGUGAUUACCUUCAAGCAGCCAAUGAUCAAAUGGAUAUAAUAACAUUCGUCAAAGGUGAAGUGUGCAUUUUGGUGGAAUGGAUUAAUAUCCGAGGACAAGAGUGCAAAAACUGCACUGCAUUCCUGGCUCAAGGUGGCCCGUAUAAAUUAACUCUGCAAAGUGAUUCUUAUUACGCUGGACACCUUGGUUGUGAAUUUCUGCCAAACAAUGGUCUUUAUUGUUCCGGACACGGAGAAGAUAACUUUGGCGUCUAUAGGUGCGUCAAUCCUGCUCACAGAUGUUCUUCGUCUUAG
This is a messenger RNA of Paramuricea clavata, 372 nucleotides long. The record is from the annotation of a GenBank genome assembly. NCBI's taxonomy places the organism in Eukaryota, Metazoa, Cnidaria, Anthozoa, Malacalcyonacea, Plexauridae.